Ictalurus punctatus (channel catfish) is the source of this 5898-nucleotide messenger RNA. RefSeq names its product period circadian clock 3 (gene per3). Gene Ontology annotation, cellular component: nucleus; cytoplasm. Gene Ontology annotation, biological process: circadian regulation of gene expression; entrainment of circadian clock by photoperiod; negative regulation of transcription by RNA polymerase II. Lineage: Eukaryota; Metazoa; Chordata; Actinopteri; Siluriformes; Ictaluridae. Gene Ontology annotation, molecular function: transcription cis-regulatory region binding; transcription corepressor binding. The record is from RefSeq and is a predicted model, not a curated record. The transcript is spliced from 22 exons. Bases 404 to 4246 code for a protein of 1280 amino acids.
CUCACGUUGCAGUAAUGCGUGUUCUGUUCUGGGCGAAAACUAGAAACGAGGAACAAAACACAGAGAGGGUGAAAGUUGUGCGCGUGCUGCCUGGACCGAGACCGUGGUUAAUGGAUCGUAACCAGGAGACUGAUGAUUAUUAUUGUCCUAUUUCGGGAGUGUUUAACGGCGGAAAAAUCCAGAAACGCUCGAUCUUAUUAGCCGCAACUUUACACCCGCACACGUUGGUCUGCGCGUGAGGCUUCUGAGUCCUGUUUACUCACACUAAGGACUAAGUGAGGGUUCCAUCCUCAGGGCUUACAGAUGGAUUUCGCUGUAGAAUAACAGUGUUGACUGGUCCAGCGACAAGAACAAUUCCCAAACAGCCCCCAAGUGACCAUUUGGUUGCGUGACCAAUCAGAGCAUGCUCAGUGGAGACAACUACCAGGAUGGAGAAGUGAACGGUUCUCCUGAUCCGAGCCACGUGGAACAAGGCGUUCCGGUGGAGCAGGCCGACAGGGAGGCAGGACUGGUGGGCAGGGGGUGCCAGUCGAUCUCCGGAAUGGCGUCGGUAUCCGGAUCGGGUUCAGGAGAGGACGAGGAGGUGGACAAGCAGCGAGAAGGAUGGCGCAUGGCUGAGGAGUGCGGCGGAGAACCUUCCGGAGGAGAGCAAGGUCAGGAGGACGUGGAGAUGAAUGGCGGUCAUGAUAGCAUCGGGGUAACACGACGGCAUUUGUCUUCAGCCAACGGGAGUCCCGGGAGCGCCGCGGGAUCAGGCAGCACCAAGAGCGAGCAAACGGAGCAGGGCCGAGACCACACCCACCAAGAGAUGAUGCAGACGGUGCAGGAGAUGAAGAAGAGGCUGCCAUCGGAGAAGAGGAGCCGCAGCAAACCCAGCACUGUGGAGGCUCUGAACUACGCCCUUAACUGUGUCAAGCAAGUACAAGCGAACAGCGAGUACUACAAGUUACUGAUGUGCAACGGACUGGAAGAGAGAAAAGACGCUAUGGUGUGCAGCCUGGAGCGGCUGGAGAGCAUCACGUCUGAACACACACUCAAAAAUACAGACACGUUUGUGGUGGUGUUUUCACUGGCUACGGGCCGAGUGGUGUACGUGUCGGAGCAGGCCUCCAGCAUCCUCAACUGCAAGCGCAAGUUCCUGAACUCUGCCAAGUUUGUAGAGCUGCUGUUUCACCAAGAUGUCAACGUGUUUUACUCUCACACUGCUCAGCCGCACCUGCCGCCCUGGAAUGUGGGGACAGACAGCGCUGCAGUCCAUUUUGAAUGUGCCCGAGUCAAGUCCUUCUUCUGCAGAAUCAGAGGAGGGAAGGACCGUGACAGCGAGAUGCGCUACAACCCGUUCCGUAUCACGCCGUACCUGCUGAAUGUUCAGGGAUUGGGCGAAGAGGAGGAACAUCCGUGCUGCUUGGCUCUGGCCGAGCGCAUCAUCUCAGGAUACGAGGCUCCCCGGAUUCCCACAGACAAGCGCAUCUUCACCACAACACACUCUCCGGGGUGUGUGUUCUUAGAAGUAGACGACCGUGCUGUGCCUUUGCUUGGCUACCUCCCUCAGGACCUGAUAGGCACGUCGGUGUUGACCUGCCUCCACCCUGAGGACCGCACCGUCAUGCUGGCCAUGCAUCGAAAAAUUCUGAAAUACGCAGGCCAGCCACCAUUCGAACAUUCCCCUAUCCGCUUCCGCUGUCAAAACGGAGAUUACGUCACGCUGGACACCAGCUGGUCCAGCUUUGUCAACCCCUGGAGCCGCAAGGUGGCCUUCAUCAUCGGCAGGCACAAAGUCCGCACAGGGCCUCUGAAUGAAGAUGUGUUUGCUGCACGGAGCAAAGCAGAACUUCCCGUCAUGCUGGAAGAUGUCAAAGAAUUGCAGGCCAUGAUCUACAAGCUCUUCCUUCAGCCGGUCCACACUAACGGCUCAAGCGGUUACGGCAGCCUGGGCAGUAACGGUUCCCACGAGCACUACAUCAGCGUGGCCUCGUCCAGUGACAGCAACGGGAACCUGUGGGAAGAUUCACACCGAGAGCCGGUGACCCUCCGGCCGAUAUGUGCUAAUGUUAAUCAAAUGAAACGUGGUGGUCAGCAGGCGCAUCCGGACUCCCGGGGAAAAGUCACGGCAGCGGGGGAAGUUAACACAGAAACUCCAGCUCCUGUCCUUCAGCGUUUAGAGGUCCUGCGUCUCCGAAGCUCCAUCGAGGACUCGCACAGGAAGCAGCCACACGUUCCGUCUUACCAGCAGAUUAACUGUGUGGACAGCAUCAUUAGAUACUUGGAGAGCUGUAGUGGCCCCGCCCUGAAGCGGAAAAGUGAAUCCUUGUCCAUCGCUACCUCCUCUUCUUCUACCACAUCCGAGGAAGACAAGACACCUGCGGCCAAACUGGAGGACAGAGCGAAUGCUGACGAGGCAACCAUGGAAGCAAGUGCCGGUCUAGAGAGCCAGGUUUCAGCCGGAUCCGCGUUGACCGUAGCGCACACAACGGCAGCCGUGGUUGGGGCUCCGCUAACUGACAUCACUCUGUCCACUAAAGCUAUGAGUGUGAUGUCUGUGACCAGCCAGUGCAGCUAUAGCAGCACCAUCGUGCACGUCCCUCAGCCUGAAUCUGAAGUGACGGCUCUGGAGGAUGCGCCGAUGGGAAGCGAACCGGCCGACCCGGCUCCUGCGCCAUCGCGGCCGGCCCCCGGCUCCUCCGCUGCCACGGCUCCGGAGGAGUUCCAUGUGGUGGGGCUGACUAAGGAGGUGCUGUCCGCACACACGCAGAAGGAGGAGCAAGAGUACGUUGAUCGCUUCAGACAUCGCAUCCUGGAGAGCCCGUAUAGCUCCUACCUCCAGCAGGACAACAGCAGCAUGGCGCACUCCAACCACAGAGGCGAUUGUGUCAUGAAGCCCCUGAGCACGGGUGAUUGGAACAGAUCCUGCUCAGGCAAACCCAGACAUAAGCGCGCAAAGCCUCAGGCCUCGUCCGACAGUGAUGGCUCGCGGCCUGGACACUUCCUGCCGACGACCUCAACCGCUCCCGAUAACUCCUUGUCCGAAUCGUCCCGACCCAAACCCAACUUUUUCUCACCUGUGCUGAUGCCCGUCCAGCCCCCUUACUAUCCCGUCCCACCUCAUCCUGGUCCCGUUCAGCCACACGGCCUGCCUGUGGCGGUGCAACCCGAACAGACGCAGCCGGUCAUGCAGGUCAUGAAUCCUUUCAUGUCCCCCGUCAUGGCCGUCAUCGUGCCCUACCCUGCGAACUACACCAUCUAUCCGCAGCCGGUACCGGGCAUGCCAGGUGUACACAGUGUAACUCCACCUGGAUUAGUGCCUCCUCCUCCUCCAUUUCCUCAUCCUUCCUUCACGUCCCUGAUGGACAAUCCACCUCCUCAGACUGGCCCGAGCUCGAUGCCCUCUGGAGCGUUGCUGUCUUCACCCGUCUCGUCCCCGUGGCCAGAAGAGGACGUGGAUGGUGCUCAGCCCACGGCGCUCUUUUCCAGUUCCAGGUCCAGCAGUCCUCUACAGCUCAACCUGCUGCAGGAGGAGCUGCCCAAUCCGAACGCCCUGCAGAGCAACACGGGCCGAGCUGAAAGCCUGCACGAGCAGCACCCCAAGGACAAUCCCAGCGAUUCGGGUAAUCAAGACGCGCAGUCCACCUCUAGCGUGCUGAUGGACCUGCUGCUGCAAGAGGACGCUCGCUCCGGGACCGGCUCCAACGCCUCGGGUAGCGGAUCUGGAGAAUCAGGGGGUUCUCUGGGUUCAGGUUCAGGCCUGGGCUCCAACGGUACCUCCAUCAGCCAUACAGGCAGCAGCAGCAACAGCAGCAAGUACUUCGCCAGCAACGACUCAUCAGACACGUCCCGUAAGGCCAGGAAGAGCCAGGAUGCACCGGAGCGCUCCGGCUUCGACAAACGCAUGGAGGACUCGCUCUGGACCAUGAUCCAGCACACACCGGAGCCGGUCAUGAUGACCUAUCAGAUCCGUCCCAGGGACCAGGCACAGGUUCUGAAGGAGGACCGGGAGAAGCUGCUCCUCCUGCAGCCCAUGCAGCCGUGGUUCACUCCAGGCCAGAAGGAGGAGCUGGCUGAGGUACAUUCCUGGAUCCACCAUCACAAUGUACCAGAGGAGAUAAACACACGAGGAUGUGUGAACUGUAACCCCGCUGUUUUGGAAGGAAGUGACGCGGCGGCCCAUUCUCCCAGACUGCCCGCUCCAGACAGCUCAACUGCCCAGGAUUGCCCCUCAGAGGACACCAGCCCCGCCUCUGACACCUGAAGCUGCUUCCCUUAGCACUUUGGGUUAAAAACUCUGCCCCCUUUUUCACAGAGCAGAAUCAUUGUUACAGUCUGGGCACUUGGUAAAGGGGGAGGAUAGAGGCGGAGUUUGUGUCACUGCCAUUAGGUGACCUGACGUGAUGACAUGUCAGGCAUCUCGUCAGUACAAGAACAACCCGAGAACCCACUCAAACCUCGUUUGUUCCGAACGUUGGAACCACACAACUGUGAAUCUUUUUACCGUACAGCAAAACUGACAUUUAUUUCAGUAAUGAUUUCUUCUGUGCUUAUAUUUGUACAGUUGCAGCUCUAGUUUGGGUUUCACUGUGUUUUAUAUGAGGACGUGACCCUCGGAGCCUGACGUGUACAUCGGUUGGUGUUGACCGGUGUGAUUACCUUUCGUGAUCAUUUUGCUUGCUCUGAUGUGGCCGAUCUCCUAAAAUCCAGUUGCACUGUCUAUUGAUGCUUUAAGCUGUGAUUAUAUUUUUGUCCUUCUGUCUGGUGUCUCGAUUCCAAACCACCACGGCAUGUGUACCGUAUCCUGAGCGUUUCGCCCUUAAAUGCACCAGUCUUAUACCUGUAUACACUUUAUACUUGGGAGAAUCGCUCUUUUUUUUUUCUUUUUUUUUUUUAAAGCGGAUAAUCAGCGUCUUGGUCUCGGUUCCUUUUGCACGGCUUUUCGGCUCUGCUGUCCGUCGUUAUUAACCCAAAUCCACCACCUUUUAUUUUAUCCUAUAAGAAAAUACAUAUAAAAAUGAUUAUGAUUAUGCACCUUACAUGCACUCAAACUGAUAAUCAGCACUUUUUUUUCUUUUUAUAAAUAUAGUGAUUUUUAAUAGUUAUAUAGUGAUAUUUUAGAUAGUUUAGAUGUAGUCCACUUUUUGAAUUUAAUCCCAAACUCAGGUCCUUUUUUUUUAUAAUCCCCAAAAAGAACUGGUAGAGGAGAGAGCUUUCAAAGUGAUGCUCACCUGAACUCGUGGCUUUUUAGUAUUUUAAGGAGCUCUUGGUGAAUGUUUAAUGCUACAUAACAUGAUCAAUGAGAAAAUUAUUGACGAGAUGUCACGUACGGACGACGGGUGACCCAUCUGGGAUUUGAAGCCAGUUCUGGUCGAUUUAAUUUGAAGAAAAAAAAAGAAAAAGAAAAAAAUCCGAUCCGUAGAAUAAUCCAGGUCAUUGAAACGUCACCACGUUACGACGUAACCUGACCCCCCGUCACCCCUUUUCCUUAUUUAUUAACGUUAUGCCAGCAAAAUUGUGUCUGCUUGGAAAGGGUGUUCUCUGGUGACGUUUUCUUUUCUUUUUUUCUUCCUCUGUGUUAGAGGUUAAGUGUUUAAUUAGAGUUGCCGUGAUUUGUGGCUCAUGUUGUAAUACGGCCUUGAAAGUGUAAAAUCCGAGAGUCGGGGUGGGGGGGGUCGGUCAGCUCGGCACUUUGAAGGACGAACACUGUCAAGCACAUAAUGAUCUCUUUUUUUUUACGGUCUUGUGGACAGAAAAACAGGGUAUUUUGUACAGUUUUUAGCCAAAAUGUAUGUACAUAACAUGCUAUGUAUUUUGGAGGAAAAGAAAAAUGAUGAAAAUGUUUGUCUUGAAUUCAGGGACGUAUUUUGUGACCUCUUGAAUGAAUUCUAAAUUAAAGACUACAGUGAAUCCAAA